Coffea eugenioides is the source of this 1780-nucleotide messenger RNA. Its product is annotated as protein NRT1/ PTR FAMILY 2.6-like. Lineage: Eukaryota; Viridiplantae; Streptophyta; Magnoliopsida; Gentianales; Rubiaceae. The coding region runs from base 11 to 1681 and encodes 556 amino acids. Gene Ontology annotation, molecular function: transmembrane transporter activity. The record is from RefSeq and is a predicted model, not a curated record. Gene Ontology annotation, biological process: oligopeptide transport; transmembrane transport. Gene Ontology annotation, cellular component: plasma membrane. The transcript has 4 exons.
GCCUCCAAUCAUGGACAGGAUCCCAUCUUCCGCUGAAGGAGAAGCCCAGCUUCCAACUUGUAAUCGCAGGCAAGGCGGUUGGAUCACCUUUCCUUUCUUCAUAGCAACAAUGGGAAGCUUGAUGCUAGCAGGAGGAGGAUGGAUGAGCAACCUUGUGGUUUAUCUGAUAGACAAGUUCAAUAUCAAGAGCAUUGAUGCUACUCAGAUUAUCAAUGUCAUCAAUGGCUCCACCAGUUUGUUUCCGGUUGUCGGUGCAAUUCUUGCCGAUUCGUUUCUCGGUUGCUACACAGUUAUCUGGAUUUCGGCUUUUGUCUCUUUGCUGGGCAUAAUCCUUUUGGUCCUAACCGCUACAGUUGAUUCAAUGAAGCCUCAACCGUGUCAUCUUAAUGCUUCAAGCUUCUGCACACCCCCAUCUACACUCCAAUAUGCAGUCCUAUAUACUGCUUUAACUCUAGGCUGUAUAGGAGCAUGGGGAACUCGUUUUACACUGGGCACCAUGGGAGCCGACCAAUUUACCAAGCCCAGAGAACAAGGAGUUUAUUUUAAUUGGUAUUUCUUCACCAUGUAUACCAGUGCUGUCACAGCCAGCACUGCCAUUGUGCUGGUUGAAGAUAGUGUGAGUUGGGCCUGGGGCUUUGGUAUAUGUGUGGUGGCAAAUAUUCUGGGCUUAGCCCUUUUCUUGGUUGGCAGCCCUUUCUACAGAUACGUUAAGCCUGAAGGGAGCCCAUUCACAGCCUUGGCCCGUGUUAUUGUUGCAACUAUCCGGAAAUGGAAGGGCCCACUUUCUCCCAACUCCGACGAUUAUUAUUAUGGGCCUGGUGGGGAGUUCAGGACGGAGCUAGCAACUCCAGCUGAAAGCCUGAGGUUCUUAAAUCGUGCUGCAUUGAGAAGUGAAGGUGACAUCAAUCCAGAUGGUUCAAUUGCAAAAAUUUGGAAUCUCUGCACAAUCCAAGAAGUAGAAGAUCUAAAAUCCUUGAUUAGGAUUUUCCCACUAUGGUCAAGCAGCAUAUUUUUGUCCACACCUAUUGGUAUACAACUCAGCUUAACAACCCUCCAGGCCCUGAUCGUGGACCGUCACUUGGGACCUCAUUUCCAAGUCCCCGUUGGGUCGGUUUUGGUCGUUGCCCUAAUCUCUACUUCAAUUUGUCUGAGUUUUUUUGACAAAUUUCUUUGGCCAACAUGGAAGAAAUUAAUCGGCAGACCCCCAAAACCGCUUCAAAGGAUAGGAGUUGGUCACGUGCUUAAUAUUUCAGCCAUGGCCAUUUCAGCAAUGGUUGAGGCCAAGCGACUUAAGAUGGCGAAAUCUCACCAAAAUAUGUCAGUCCUAUGGCUAAUGCCACAACUGGUGAUGGUGGGAGUUGGAGAAGCAUUUCAUUUUCCAGGACAAGUUGGGUUCUACUAUCAAGAAUUUCCUACGUCUCUGAAAACCAUUUCUACUGCCAUGGUAUCAUUGCUCAUUGCAGUUGCUUUCUAUUUGAGCACUGCGCUGAUCCACUCGGUUCGAAAGACCACAGGAUGGUUACCAGACAAUAUAAACAAUGGAAGACUUGACUACGUGUAUUGGAUGCUGGUUGUGAUUGGAGUUCUUAACUUCGGUUACUAUAUUUUGUGUGCAAGAUUGUACAAACAUCCCAGGGCUGAGACACAGGAGGAUGAUAACAGUGUUGGUUCCCCCAAGUGAUGUUUCUAUAAUCAUGUUUGUAGUAAGAUAUGCUAUACUUUUUUGGAUGGUUGCAUCAACUAUGAAAUCUUUGAUUUUCCUCUUCCUAAAAGCCGUGUA